GCUAUAUUCUGGCCGCCCAACGUUUUUGGGUCUAGAACAUUCGAUCAACGCGUUCACAAAGUGUACCUGCCGGCCGCGACUUGUUUAAAAGAAUGCCUCCACGUCGGCGUCGUAAUGGAAGACUCUCGUUGGGUUCACAAGGGAGCACCGAGUCAAUCAACGAGAACAGUAUCACCAUGAACCAGGACGCCCUAACGGCGGUGUUGACCACCUUGCAACAGACUCAGAACGAGUUUUGUCAGCAAUUGCUUCGCGAGGUGAGGUCCUCGACUCCGUCCCAGGCCGACGCCACGGCUGCUGCCAUCGCUGCGGCUGCUACGUUCGCUGCAGCUAAUGGUAACUUCGCACAAUGUACGGCGCGUUACAGCGGCAGCAAGGAGGAGCACCUGGAAAGCUUCGUGGAUGCCGUAGAAAGUUACAAGUCGUGCAUGCAUAUUACGGACGAAAAUGCUGUUCGCGGUUUGUCGCUACUGCUUACCAAGGAUGCAGGAGUUUGGUGGCAAGGUGUAAAAUCACAAGUAAGGACGUGGGAAGAUGCGCUCGACAAGCUGCGAAGUGCUUUCGGCGAGCGACGCCCUCCUUUUGUAAUAUACACAGAGCUUUUCUCUUUGGUUCAAGGCGAACAAAAUACGGAGAUUUUUGUUUCGAAAGCCAGAGCAUUGUUAGCUAAGCUGCCACCAGAAGACCUUAGCGAGCGAGUCCAAAUAGAUAUGGUAUUCGGGCUCUUAGACCGCCGUAUAAGAAAAAGAUUAAAAAGAGAAAACAUAGAUACGUUUGAUACAUUGUUGAAACAUUGUCAAAGUAUUGAAGAUUCACGCAAAGAGAAUCAUGUACCCGUUGCGGCAAAGAAGUCGAACGAUCGUGAAAAUUCUACGACAGCGAGCGUUUCGCCGAAUCGCGCAAGGUCGCGCGCCACCGGUACGGGCGGCGUUGCUAAGCAACGCGUUGCGGCCGCCGAAGGUACCUACGCUUCAACGUCGCGUGCGCCGUCUUCUUCCGAUCAGGCUGACGUCAAACCUCGCCGUUUGUAUUGCGUUUACUGUCGUCGCGGCGGGCACAGUAAAGACAAUUGUGAAAGGUUAAAUAAAAGUGAAGAUAGUGAUAAAACUGAUAAGUGCGUAGAAAAUAAGGUCGUUGAAAAAGUGAAGUGUUACGGUUGCGGUGCCCCUAAUGUUAUUCGGUCCAAGUGUCCUAACUGUAACUCUAAAUCGGGGCUGUCGUUUUAUUCGCUCGACGUAGUAUCCUGUCACGUCGACGACGCCGCUAACCCGCGCGAGGGCGGGUCGAGCGGACACGACUCGUCGCAACAUGCAUCACCGCCGCCGCCCGACGCCGCGAAGGCGCGUGCUUGGCACGGUGAAACUCCCGCCGUACGGCUCGGCGAAAGUCCUGCGCGCGCUCACGAGUGUUCGCAAGAGCGCGAUACUUACGCCGCCGGUCGCGGAGCAGCGGCGCGCAUUGCGCGCACGGCAAGCGAUGCGCCGGUGCCAGGGACAAGCGCCGGCGCCGCGCCGAGCGCUAACCCUUCGCCUGCGCACUGUGGAGGAGGUAACCCUACGCCUGCCGUGGGUGAUUUUAGUUACGUACAAGCUUUAUUUUGUAACGAUGAAAAUAAAAGUUUGUUUUGUAAUGAUGAAAGUCAAAGUCUGUCUUGUAGAAAUGUUAACCAAACUUUGUUUUUUAAUAGUGAAAGUCAAGUUUGUGAUAAUAACAUUAAUGUUUGUCAGGUCAAUGUCAAGGCUUCUCCCCGCCCUAUUAUGAUUAUAAAUAUUCUUGGGGCGAGUGGCUCUGCGCUUGUUGAUCCUGCGGCUAAGGCUAGUGUCGCCGGUCACACGUUAUACGCUUUCCUGCGAAGUAAAGGACACCCGUUUGUGUCGUCAACAAUGAGUGUUAGGUUGGCAGACGGUGUUAGUAGGAAUAUGACUGUACUCACCGCGGAGGUGGAGGUGACACUGAAACACAAGACAAGAAAAACUAAUUUUGUGAUUUUUCCUGAUGCCGUUAGUAAUGAGUCUCUCCUGGGGAUAGAUUUCCUUAACCCUUAAAUGCAUAGUGAUGUAUAUAUACAUCACAUGUUUGAUGGCUCGUGGCUCAAUAUUCAGAUAUUUAAUAUAACGUUUAUUACUUUUUUUAAAUAAAUGUGACAUUUACGUAGUAGAUUCUGAACGCAUCCAUAAACUUUUGAUUAUUUUUUUUUCUGUAUUAUCAUAUUUACAAACUUUGGCGCGUAAGUUGCAAAACUGAUCGCCACGAAAUUUUCAAGUUUAAAUUUCAUUAACAAAUAAUUAAAAACAC
Messenger RNA from Cydia fagiglandana, 2295 nucleotides. RefSeq lists its product as uncharacterized. NCBI's taxonomy places the organism in Eukaryota, Metazoa, Arthropoda, Insecta, Lepidoptera, Tortricidae. The coding region runs from base 93 to 2045 and encodes 650 amino acids. The transcript has a single exon. The record is from RefSeq and is a predicted model, not a curated record.